AUGCCGAAUACACAAGAAGGGAUAGUUCAUGGUCAUAUUCAUAAUCAUGAUAAUCUGACUUAUAUUCACGGUCAUGUUCAUGUGAAUCACAACGCUGGUGAUAGAGGUAGCGGUGCCACGGAUGCUACUGGUCAGACCUUAUCGAGAGAUAUAGCUACAACCACUACUGCUACUGCUGCUGCUGCUGCUACUUCAACUGAUAAUACGGAAAAAUCUUCAAGUACCGGAAAUAUCCUUGGUUCUUGUAACCAAAGUUCAGAUGAAAUCGAUUGUACACAGUACGCAGAUUGCCAACAUUUCGAAUUCAUUAAUUAUCAUAGGGAUGCUGAUCGUGCAAUAAAUAAUGAUCCAAUUUCUUCUUCUUCUAUACUUCCAAAGGAUUUCUCUUACCAUGAUGAUACUUUAUUAUUACCAUCCGCAAACUUAAAUAGUAAUGUCGAUGCAUUUUUCAAGCGAAGGAAAUUGGAUCCAAUGGUAUCAACAAUCACUCAUAAUAAUAGUAAUUUCACAAAUAAUAACGAUAGCACUCAUAAUGAAAAUUGUUAUUGUAAUCCUAAAGUGUUGGAAAUAUGUUGUGAAAUGGAUCAUCAUCUCUCUGAAUAUAGCAAAGAAGACAUCAAAGCAAAAAAUUCUGGAACAUUCAGUGAUUACAUCACGAAUCUUAAUUUGGACGAGCUGAACAUUUAUACUGGCAUACAGAAUACUAAUCCACUGAAAAAUUCAUCUCUAUCGACUAAGAGCUCUGACCAUUCAAAUGAUAUACCAUACAAGGAUACUAUUACGGAGAUCAAUUGUGAUUUGACUUGUGAUACACAAUGUCAUCCUCAAUCUUCUAUCAACUCACAGAGUAAACCAUUCGAACUACCGAAUGCUGAUAAAAAUAUUGUGAAAACUGAAGAUGAUAAACAAGAUUUAAAUGUAAUUAUAGAUCAAUUUUGUAAACACUGCAACUCUCAUGAUCAUUUAACAUCUGCUCAUGACACAACACAUCCAUCAUUGCAACGGCAAUAUCACGAACAUAUUGUCAACUCUCAAACCGACCUUAAGAUAUUAGAAGAUCUUUGUGAUAUUUCGACUCUUUAUGAGGUACCGUUUGCCAAUCACAUGAACCAUCAUAAUCAUAUUCAUUCUAGUGGGCAAAAUCAGAGUAUCAAUCUGUUGCAUUCAUCCAUUAGCAAAACACCACCUUCUAACGAUAACAAUGCAUACACUACUACUACCAUUACUACUAAUAAUAAUAAUAUUCCUAAUCCCCAUAAUCAUGACCAUACCAACUUGCAUCAUCAUCACCGAAUCCAAUUACAUCCACAUAAAGAAGCUCAACAACAAAAUAAAUUUAAAAUUUCAACGGUAAAUGCUAGUAGUCCAAUUGCAAAAACAUAUAGCUAUGAACGAUCAAAACAUAUGAUAUCUACUGAACCUGAUAAAUUCUAUCAUUAUCCUCCGCUACCACUAGCAACAAAUGAUGUUACGACUUCUACUACAUCUACAAAUAAUAAUGAAAUUUUCAAUGAUAAUAAACUAAUGCAAGAUAACAAUACAGUAAAUUUCAAUUGGAUAUUUAAGAAAAAUGAUGAGCCGACUUUAAAAUGCAAAUGGGCAGAUUGUACUGAAUCAUUUAAUACUCUAUUAGAAUUACAAAAACAUAUCAUAAAAGAUCACGUAUCUUUGCCAGCAACAACUCUCCAACAAACAGCUAAAGCAACCGAAAACGGUCAACAAGAUAAUAAUAAUACGUUUAUCAAUUCAUGUAAUUGGCAAGAUUGUGAUUAUACAAAUAAAAAUAAUGAUAUUUGUUCAUUAAUCAAUCAUAUUAAUGAUACCCAUGGUAUUAAUUUCGAUAUCAAAUUCAUUGAACCUAAAAUGACUAAAAUAAAUUUGAAUUCCCAUCAUUCUUUACAUUGCGCAAACGAUACUCAUCAUUUAGAAUUAUUAUCCAAUACCACUGUUCAACCAUCUUUACCAACAACAAUAAAAAAUAAUGAUAGCACAGUUUUGCCGAUAUCAAACAAAUUGGGAACUAUUAAAUGUGAAUGGGGCCUCUGUGAUCAAGUUUUCAAUUCCAAAGAGGAUUUAAAUACGCACCUUGAAAAUGAUCAUUUAUUAAAGGGUCAAUCCCAAUAUCAAUGCCAUUGGCACGGUUGUUCCAAGAAAUUUACUCAAAGACAAAAGAUGGUACGUCAUUUAAAAGUCCAUUCAGGUUAUAAACCAUGUAAAUGUCCAGUUUGUAAUAAAUGUUUUUCCAACUUGGAAACUUUAAAACAGCACCAAAGGACGCAUACAGGAGAAAAACCAUUCCAAUGUCAUCUUUGUGAUAAAAGAUUCACUAUUGCAAGUUCAUUGAAAAUCCAUAUUAGAACUCAUACUGGUGAAAAACCUUUGAAAUGUAAGAUUUGUGGGAAGGCAUUCAAUGAAUCUUCUAAUUUGAGUAAGCAUAUUAAGACUCAUUUCAAAUUGAUUUCCACGAAACAAGAUAAACCUCAAAAUCAAGAGCAAAUUGUGAAAUCAUAA
Molecule: messenger RNA, 2511 nt
Organism: Naumovozyma dairenensis CBS 421
Lineage: Eukaryota; Fungi; Ascomycota; Saccharomycetes; Saccharomycetales; Saccharomycetaceae
Gene: ZAP1
Product: Zap1p
Exons: 1
Coding region: 1-2511 (836 amino acids)
Biological process (GO): regulation of transcription by RNA polymerase II
Cellular component (GO): nucleus
Molecular function (GO): RNA polymerase II cis-regulatory region sequence-specific DNA binding; zinc ion binding; DNA-binding transcription factor activity, RNA polymerase II-specific
Source: RefSeq, a predicted model, not a curated record